UUGCUGGGAGGAAAUUUUAGUAACUGGACCUCUUUGAAUUUGAAUACACCUGUUCUAGCUCAUUGGGUUUAAACCCUCUAACCAUAGUAGAGGUCACUGGUUCCUCCGCUCUUUCACUAGCACGCAUAGUUGUAGUCAAGUGAACUGGAGCCAUGGGGAACUUAACUGUACAGUCAGAGUAUUAACUCCUGACUGACUGAGAAUCUCUUUCUGAGUUCCCAUCACUGUCUAACAUUUCAGGAACCUGAUUACUCCACAUGCCACAUACAGAUGUCUUGCUGCUGCUAGUUUCAGUUGUGCCAUUUUUUUUAUCAGGAAUUGACAAGCAGACUUUGCUUCCUCUAAAUCUUUGAACAAUGUUUCCACAGAUGAACUAAGCAUGCUGUUGUUAGUUUAAGGCAUGCAAUCUCGUUCUGCAUCCUAAUCUUUUCUUCUUCUUUCCAGAGUAUUUCACUAAUCUGGUAAUCUCUUUUAGUCUAGUCUAGAUUGCAGUUGCUCGUUUUCAGCCUUUAAUGCAUUUAAUGUCUUUCUAGUGACUUUGUAUGAUGCAAGAACUGCUUGCAGUGCAUUGGCAAUCUGCCCUUUUUUGUUCUUGGGCAUUUUAGGGUAAUUUUCAAACUUAGAAAUAGCCCACUCAGAUGGUUUAUCAACAAUGUUCCAACAAACAUUCCCAUAGAAUCAUGUUAACAAUGUACUUAAUAAUCAGCUGUUCCAUUUUUACAAACUUACAGCUUUCCUUAAAUCUUAGUCUUUAAACUUUACACAGUUUCUGUUACUACUAAUUAUCUGGUUAACCAUCUAUUUAUUCACAGCUCCAGUACUUCGGAAGCAAAUGAACAAAACAGCCACAAUACGUCGGGCUUUUAAACUCAAAAGUCUCACUGCUUCGGGCACAGACACACUCCAUCCGGCCUCAAGUUCAACUACAGUAACACUUAACACUCACAACUCUCAAACACUCACAAACAGUAACACUCACAAACUCACAAACAGUUUAAAAUGCGUUAAAAUACGUCGGACAAAACCACAGUAGGUUUUUGUUAUAUUUUAAAACAGUCUUCUUGGCCACAGCACUUUUGGACUUAAAACGUUAGUGUAACAGUCACAGUACGUCGGACAAAACCACAGUAAGUCGGGUUUCUUUGCAUUAAAGCCUAAUCGUUUACAGAACAUGGACGUAAAACGUAAGUUUAAAACACUGUUACAGUCUGUCAGACAACACCACACUACCUCGGGUUAUUGCUUUAAACUCUACAGAGCUGCGGUGUGUCAGGGCUCUUUACACUAUCACUGUUUCAGUUACUUUUCAAUCACUGUUACAGUAGCUAUAAUUCACCUGCCACACUGCGUCGGGCUGAUUCAGUUACUUUAGAAUCUUAACAGAAUUAUAACAAACACGCAAGUUUCAGUUACUUUAGAAAGCUAUCAGCUUAAGGACUUUGCCUCAGUUACUUUAGAAAUAACAAUUCACAUAAAACUCUGUCACCACACUGCGUCGGGUUAAUUCAGUUCCGUUAGAAUCUUAAACAGAACUGUACAGAAUUGGCUUAACAACAAUAACUCCUUCUGCUUAUGAUCAAUAAACUACACUCUAUGCUCUAUUCUACACUAAAACAUUUCUUUUCUAGGUUUUUUAAACAAGGGGGUUCCCUGAAUAAAAAAAAAACAGCGUAAAAGAAAAAAAUACCACUUUGGAAGUCCACAAAUGCAACAUCACAUUAGCACAGAGUUUAGCAACACCGAUUACUCAAUAAUAAUUGGAUAUAGAUUUCUGCACAAGUCAACAUAAAACCCACAAGACCCUAUGACCUGUGUAUGAACUGUGUAUAGUCAUUUUUAUCAUGUCAUUUCCUGAUCAUUUACUGAAAAGGUCUUGCAAAUUGUUCAAGGGAUUUAGUGCCAGAGACAAGAUUCUGUUCAUCACCUUGAAAGUGCAAAAACAGUAACAAUGGUAUUGCAGUGUUUCCUCCUUCUGGUUUUCUUGGUCAGUAGUAUCUAUGGACACACUGAGUUUAUUUAUACAACAAAGAAUGAAGUAAAAUUGUUCUGCGACACCAGCAAAUGGCAAAUAAGCACAGAGUCUGACAGCAGAAUUGAUGUGAAUUGCACAGUGAAGUGUGUUCCUGGUGAACAGCUCAAACUUAACAACAUUCAGAAAUUCUGUACAAAUGAAGAGUUAGAUAAAGUUGAGGAAAAAUGUCCACUAAUAGCAACCAGUGGAUUUUUUCGAUGUGUCACUGCUCUGGAUUCUGGUUUCUUGUAUCCAUUCGCACCGUCUCCCAACACUGUCACCUCAUACAUAGUCGCUACUGCAAAUGAACUCAUAACAAACAAGUCUGUGGAAAGAUCUUCAGUCGUGCUCACUGAAGGUGAAGAUGUGCUUUUAAACUGCAGUUUCAACCGUACAGAAGGAUAUGACAAUAUAGAUUUUACUGUGUACUGGAUCAAGACCAUUGAAAAGAAAAGUAUCUGUGUUUAUUCUUAUGAUUUUGAAAUGUAUCAUGGUAUAAAGUAUAAUUUUAAAUGCAAUGUGCAAGAAGAUCUGCUUCAAAGGUUCUCAAACCAAACUGAUGGCAGAAACAUCCAUAACAUCAGGAUCAGUAACGUAACAGAAUCAGAUGCUGGACUUUAUCUUUGUGCUUUACGAGUGAACACAUAUAGUAAAGGCAAAGGAAACUGGAAGAUCAUAAAUAAUGUUACAGUCAGUGUACAUAAAGGAUCUGAGGACAAAGGAUCUCAAAUAUCUGGAAAAAGAUUGUAUGCUGAGUCUCUCAUCCGCUUAUGUGUUACACUGCCAAUAAUACUGGGUGUUCCGAUUGCUGUUAUGGUCAUGAAUUUAUGGAAAAAGAAUAAAACCUCACAGAUAUCUCAGACUAUGGAACUGCGAACAAUCCAACAUAGAGAAGAAUUUCUGAUAUGAACUUUGAGACAUGACCACAACACAGAAGUGAAUUUUUAAAUUGUGUUAAAAAUCUGCUCUCUGUUAUGGUUUAUUUUCUUAUUUAAUUUCUUAUUUUACUCUACAUCUUUCUCAUUUCAAAUGUAUAAAAUUAAUACAUUUUAAAUCCAUUUGACAUUGGGUCAAGUUUCAUGGCUCUGUAUUUUAUUUGUAUGCAAUAUAUAUGACAGUGACAGUGUUGUUUCAUCACACAAACAGAAACAUUGUGGUCCACCAGAGAACGCCAUUUCUGGAAUAAAAGUGUAUAUACAGUA
Messenger RNA from Tachysurus fulvidraco (yellow catfish), 3213 nucleotides. RefSeq lists its product as uncharacterized. NCBI's taxonomy places the organism in Eukaryota, Metazoa, Chordata, Actinopteri, Siluriformes, Bagridae. The record is from RefSeq and is a predicted model, not a curated record. The transcript has 7 exons. The coding region runs from base 1949 to 2920 and encodes 323 amino acids.